AUGACUUUUUCAACUAUUGUGUUCAUUGUCUGGUUUCUUCAUCUGACUAGAUUGCAAGCUGCUGCUGACCCAGAAAUAGGUUGUAAGAAGCCACUAACCUCUACAAGAAUUGUUGGAGGCCAACCAGCUUCUGAGGGGGCAUGGCCCUGGCAAGCAGGUCUUACAGUACUCAACAUAACUUUUUGUGGUGGCACCCUCAUAGACAAGAACUGGGUGCUGACAGCUGCUCAUUGCUUCAGCUGGAUGCCUGAAGGCUUUGAGGAAAUUUUUGUGGGGCUAGGUCACCAUCAACUCAUGAACCCUUCAAAUAACUCAAAGAAGUUUGGCAUCCAACAGAUUAUUCCUCAUCCUAACUACUCAGCUAAUGACACUAUGUAUGACAUCGCUUUGGUGGAGCUAAAUGACACUGUGGACAUCACCAAAUACAUCUUGCCUAUGUGUCUCCCAGAAUCUUCUGUGAAGUUCCCUGACAAUACCAGCUGCUGGAUCACUGGAUGGGGAAGAACAGAUACUAAGGAGAUCGGACUGGGGCAACACCAAUAUUUCCCUAAAAUAAUCAACGGUAUGAUCUGUGCAGGUAGCUUUGAGGGUGGCAAAGAUUCCUGUCAGGGUGAUUCUGGAGGACCUAUGGUUUGCCAAUGUGAUGGAAAUGAAAAUUGGCUCUUGACUGGGAUUGUGAGCUGGGGGUUAGGCUGCGGCAUAGCUGGUGUACCUGGUGUUUACACUUCAGUAGCACACUAUGCUGAUUGGAUUCGGCAUCAUAUACCCCACAUAACAUUUUCAGACUGCACACCUGAAAGUAAUAGUGUAACACCUGCUUUUAGUGUAGGAUACAAUACUGUGCUUUUACUGAUAUCUGUCAAAUUGAUUGUCUUCUGA
This is a messenger RNA of Thamnophis elegans (Western terrestrial garter snake), 879 nucleotides long. Its product is annotated as serine protease 27-like. Bases 1 to 879 code for a protein of 292 amino acids. The record is from RefSeq and is a predicted model, not a curated record. The transcript is spliced from 7 exons. Gene Ontology annotation, biological process: proteolysis. Gene Ontology annotation, molecular function: serine-type endopeptidase activity. NCBI's taxonomy places the organism in Eukaryota, Metazoa, Chordata, Lepidosauria, Squamata, Natricidae.